Molecule: messenger RNA, 873 nt
Organism: Penicillium brevicompactum
Lineage: Eukaryota; Fungi; Ascomycota; Eurotiomycetes; Eurotiales; Aspergillaceae
Exons: 5
Coding region: 1-873 (290 amino acids)
Source: RefSeq, a predicted model, not a curated record
AUGCCAGCUCUAACAAUCUCGAGCAAGUACAAGCUUGGAUUCUGCUUGCGGUCCAUGAGUUCAUGUGUGUGGACUUUCGGCGAGGAUGGGUUUGUCAGUAUACGCAUAGGGUCUCCAUUGACUCUCAGUGAGAAUGUCGCCAUUCGUCUUCCAUGUCCCGAGAUCAACUUCCAGAACGGGCAACCAAUUAUCAUGGAGUUCCUUCCCGAGGCACUCGCCGCCAGUGCCGCACCUGCCGCUUCCGCGUUUACCGAGUGUAUCAUCGCAGCCACGAUCAGCGGUCGCGUGCUUUCCCAUCGUCAUCACUGCGAGGUUGGGGACAUUUAUCAAAAUUCCCUUGAGGAUCUUUGGACUCAGCAUGAGUGGAUCAAUACCAUGCACAACCAGUGGAUGCAGAAUUUCUUCUCGGCAUGCGCCGUGGAAAUGCAACAGUCCGACCCCAUGGCCCUUUUUAUCGCACUCAUCUUCCUUAUUACUCGUUUGCAUCUGCAUGAGACCGCGUUAUUGAUAGGGCUAGCUGUAAAUAAACAGGACGGCGACUUGCUCCAAGAAUCUCGAAAACGCGCCAUAUUGACAACGCAACAUAUCGUCAACCUUACCAAGGAGUUAUCCAAACUCAGUUCCUUUCAGAUUCACCCUCUGACAAGUAUACCUCUUUCGUUAUGCGUGGAGUUUCUUGUCUCAAAUGAUGACUUCGGGCAAGAUUUUGCAGCAGAGUUGUGGAGAGCCAUUGAUACAAUGCAGCUUUUGAAGAGUUUCGACAAUAUUGGGAAAAGGACUUUGCCACUGCCUCAGGCUGAGAAUAUCCAGGGGUCACCUGGGAAGCAUAACGGCUACCUAGGCAUUGAAUCUUUUGACGAACAACGCGUAUAG